AUUCCAAUUGUAAGCUUCUGACCAUAUUUGAUUUUUCAGUGGCCGAAACCGAAGCGCACGGCAAGACGGAAGUUCCAUCUGUUGAAUGUGGAAGUCAAUUCUCCAUCUCCGAUUUUCAGCUCCUCGGUGAUCCGGAGAAGGAUUUUCCGACGUCGACGCCGCCGGUGAAUUGUGCUCCUUCUGCAGAAGCGCCAGUUGAAGCUCUUCUCUGCAAUUCGGGAGGAUUCUGAAAUGUUUUCUUUAACUUAUUCUCACUGAAAAAGCUGACGCGAUCUGUACAUGAUGAACGCCGGAUAUGAUAUUAAUGAUCUUUAUCGAGAAGCACAAUCCCGUUGGCUGAAGCCUCCAGAAGUGCUCUUUAUUUUACAGAAUCAUGAGAAAUAUCAGCUGACUGAGGAGGCCCCUAAACAGCCAACUAGUGGUUCCUUGUUUCUUUUUAACAAGAGAGUACUCCGUUUCUUCCGUAGAGAUGGUCAUAGCUGGAGGAAAAAAAGGGACGGAAGAACUGUUGGAGAAGCACAUGAACGACUUAAGGUUGGAAAUGCUGAGGCGUUAAAUUGCUAUUAUGCACAUGGAGAAUACAACCCCAAUUUCCAGAGACGUAGCUAUUGGAUGCUGGAUCAGUCAUGUGACCACAUUGUUCUUGUACACUACAGAGAUAUCAGUGAGGGAAGGUCUGGGACGGAAAGUGUUCCACAAUUGUCUCCAGCAUCAGUUUCUACUUCUGGUUCCUAUUCGUCCCAAAAUCUUGGUCCGGAAUAUCAACUGACUUCAUUGAGCCCAGGGUCUGUAGAAGUUACUUCAGACACUGGCAACCAUACUAUUUGGUCAAAUGGCGUGGAUGGACAGUAUGAAGUAUCAGAAUUUAAAAGUUCAAACGAUCGUGAUGUUUCUCAAGCUUUGAGAAGGAUAGAGGAGCAGUUAAGUUUGAAUGAAGACAGCUUGAAAGACAUUGGUCCAUUUUAUGGUGAUGAGGAAGGUUCAAAUUCUAACCUUAUAGACUACUAUGAGAUGUCCAAUGAGGAUCACUUUUCAGUGCUUCAACAUUCAGAAAAUGCUGUCCAUGAUAAUACUUAUACAUCGUUUGAGAUGCAAGCUUUUCCUAUGCUAGGAAGCUGCACUUCUACAGAAUAUUCUUCACCACUAGACACUCAGGAUGUUAAUUCCAAAUACAACAUACCAUUUCUUAAACAAGAACAAGGAAAUUCGUUUGAAGUUGAUACCAGUUUAAUUGUUGCACAAGUGCAGAAAUUUACAAUCCGCCAAAUAGUACCUGAGCAGGGUUCUGCCACUGAGAGUACCAAGGUCAUCAUUAUUGGAUCUUUUCUAUGUGAUCCUUCAGAAUCUCCAUGGGCUUGUAUGUUUGGAGAUAUUGAAGUUCCUCUUCAGAUUGUUCAAGAUGGGGUACUUUGUUGCGAAGCACCGCCACACCUUGCUGGGAAGGUUGCUUUCUGCAUUACAUCUGGCAAUCAGGAACCCUGCAGUGAAGUCAGAGAGUUUGAAUAUAAAAUGAAUGUUUGCAGUCAUUGCCAGUCACAUUCAACUGGAGCUACGAAGAGUCGAGAGGAGCUGUUAUUACUUGUCAGGCUUGUGCAAUUGCUGCUCUCUGACUCAUCAAUGCAGAAAUCUGACAAGUUAGAUUCUGAAGUUAGGAGCAAUAAUUUGAGAGCUGGUGAUGAUGAAUGGAGUUCUUUGAUAGAGGCUCUACUAGUUGGUAGUGAAACUCCUUCUGGUACCAUCGAUUGGCUUCUUCAAGAGUUGCUAAAAGACAAGUUGCGACUCUGGCUUUCUUGGCAACAGAAUGAUAGGCAUGAUCUAGCAGGCUGUUCCUUGUCCAAGAAAGAACAAGGCGUUAUACACAUGAUUGCUGGCUUGGGCUAUGUGUGGGCACUAAACCCGAUUCUCAGUUGUGGAGUAAAUAUAAAUUUCCGUGACAUUAAUGGAUGGACUGCUCUACACUGGGCAGCACGAUUUGGAAGGGAAAAAAUGGUUGCUGCACUAAUAGCCUCUGGAGCAUCAGCUGGUGCUGUGACUGAUCCUAGUUCACAAGAUCCAGAUGGUAAAACUGCAGGGUCUAUUGCAGACAUCCAUGGACACAAGGGACUUGCUGGUUAUUUAUCAGAAGUUGCACUUACUAGUCAUCUUUCAUCCCUCACAUUUGAAGAAAGUGAGCUUUCCAAAGGCUCUGCUGAGUUAGAAGCAGAAAUGACAGUAAAUUGCAUUUCAAAUGGGAACCUCUCUUCCGCUGAGGACUAUAUCCCUCUAAAAAAUACGUUAGCUGCAGUCAGGAAUGCUGCUCAGGCAGCAGCCCGUAUUCAAUCUGCUUUCCGUGCACAUUCUUUCAGGAAACGACAGCAGAAGGAGGCAGCUUUUGCAGCUUGUAUAGAUGAGUAUGGAAUCGAUCCAAAUGACAUACAUGGGCUCUUAGCUAUGUCAAAGUUAAAUUUUUCUAAUCGGCGUGAUUAUAAUGCUGCUGCAUUAUCUAUACAAAAGAAGUAUCGAGGUUGGAAAGGCCGUAAAGAGUUUUUAUCACUACGUCAGAAAGUCGUGAAGAUACAGGCACAUGUGAGGGGAUAUCAAGUUAGAAAGCAUUACAAAAUAAUUUGUUGGGCUGUUGGAAUUCUUGAUAAAGUUGUAUUGCGUUGGAGAAGGAAAGGAGUUGGUUUGAGAGGGUUUCGUAGUGAAAUAGGAUCCAUGGAUGAAAGUGAAGAUGACGAUAUUAUAAAGGUGUUUCGAAAACAAAAAGUGGAAGGAACCAUUGAUGAGGCUGUUUCUCGAGUGCUGUCCAUGGUUGACUCUCCGGAUGCUCGUCAGCAAUAUCAUCGUAUGCUUGAAGGAUUUCGAGAAGCCAAGGCUGAACUCGAUGGUGCUGGUAACAAAUCUGCAGCAUCGACUUCUCUUACCAAUGUUUCUGGAAUGGAAGAUUGUAAUCAAUAUCCUAAGUUUGCAUAGGAGCUACUUGGUGAUCCUAAUUAACCUAACAUUCACUGAUUUUAUCUCUCUGUGCUAAUUACCCCUAGUGGUUAUAAUUUGUAAGCAAAUGUUUACUUCAUAUCGUCUCUGUAAAUGAUUUGUAUUAUUGCUGUAAAUGGCUUGGUUGUAACUACAUAAUUAGAUUGAUGCAAUUAAAUUAAUCCCUAAGAGCAUAUUCUCUUUUUUGUUUUU
Messenger RNA from Benincasa hispida (wax gourd), 3165 nucleotides. Its product is annotated as Calmodulin-binding transcription activator protein with CG-1 and Ankyrin domain. Gene Ontology annotation, cellular component: nucleus. Gene Ontology annotation, molecular function: double-stranded DNA binding; protein binding; transcription coregulator activity. Gene Ontology annotation, biological process: regulation of transcription by RNA polymerase II. NCBI's taxonomy places the organism in Eukaryota, Viridiplantae, Streptophyta, Magnoliopsida, Cucurbitales, Cucurbitaceae. The record is from RefSeq and is a predicted model, not a curated record.